This is a messenger RNA of Drosophila arizonae, 3184 nucleotides long. RefSeq names its product Inositol-3-phosphate synthase (gene INPP5E). Gene Ontology annotation, molecular function: phosphatase activity. The record is from RefSeq and is a predicted model, not a curated record. NCBI's taxonomy places the organism in Eukaryota, Metazoa, Arthropoda, Insecta, Diptera, Drosophilidae. Gene Ontology annotation, biological process: phosphatidylinositol dephosphorylation.
CACUGUCAGAGUAUCGAGUAACCUAAGCAAAUAAACAAAAUUUAUUUUGCUUUAGUGAUUGCGGGCACCGAACAGGCAUACAAUGUGCUAAAAGCUGUUUCUGCAAAUUGUGGUUUUUUAUGACCAGGAGAAGUCGCAGAAGUCUAAAUCACAGGCAAAGGCACAGCACAAUUCGUUGCUCACCAUGGGCUGAGCAUAGCAGCAGGGAAACAUCACAUAUGGAGUGCAGCCUAUUCGAAUUGUAGUCAGAUUUUCGACACAUUUUAUACGCACAAGAGGCUAAUUUGAAAACGCUAAAUGUAAACACUAUCGAAGCACAAUUGAAAACAUGUGAUAAUAGCUGAUGAAGCACAGUAUUACACCUGCAGAGACUUGCAUGAGCAGCUAACGCCUAGGAUUCCCAACAAACACAACUCGAAUAUAAACUUAUUUACCUCACUGCAUCCACACAAUUGUACAUCAUGCAGCAGAGUGGAACUGGCAGUGAGGAGCGCAUUACCGGCAGUCCACGCAGCGCACAAAAGACUAGCACCUUGUUUGGGCUGUUGAGCAAGCGGCCCAGCAAGGUGGAGCCACAUCCUGUGACACCUGAUUCCCCAAAAUCUCAGCGACGACCAACGUCUGCUUGCGGACAAUAUGAUGUCAGCUUUGCCAAAUGCUCGGCGGAGUCGAGCAACAAUCACAAGAGCCAAACGUUGCCAGCCAACGCUGCCAAUUGCAAUGCCACGCAGAUGCUGGAUAAAUCGCACAGUGGACUAAUAAGCUUCCAUAGACGGGGCAAUCCAACGUCAAAGAGCAAAUCUCACACUCAUCGGUAUAGCGAUACGGGCUCCCAAAGCGAUGGCGGCGCUGACGUCGUAAUGCGUCGCAAGUCGCCUAAGAAGCGUUCGCCCAAUCACAAUAGGUUCAGCCAUCAGUUCAGCCUGUGCUGCAAGGCUGAGAAGAAGCCCAUGACGCCACCGGUCUCUGUGCGCUAUAAUUCGAUACCCGAUGCCGUGGUUAAUGCAACGGCAAGCAACGUGCUGCGGCGCGACAAUCUGUCGCUCAGCUGGAGCAUGAUGGAUAAUUCGGGUUCGAUGAAUUCGCAUUCAAGCGAAGGAGCUGCUUCGUAUCAGCGCCCGCGACCAUCGAGCGAGUGCGCCAGUGCACCCGAAUCUCCAGUGGCCAGUAAAACCUUCUUUGAGCAAAGCGGCGCAAGCGCCACCGGCUCUACGCACCAGCAUUUGCACUACUCUCCAUCCAGUUCAUCCAAUAAGAGUGACACCGUGAAUCGGGCACCCAUUCGACCCAUCGCUGUGUCUGCUUGUCGUUCACGAUUGCGCCUCAAGUUGUUUCCGCCUGGUCAGGAGCUGCCGCCUCUGCAUUCAGAGGAGAGUGCAGAAACUUUGAAGCGUGCCACAACGCCGCAGCACAUGUCCUCGCCGAACAUUGCCACACAGCCGGAUACGCUGGAUGUGGGCAUCCAGGAGAUGCCUGGUAUGCGUUUCAUGUCGCACGAGAACAUGACGCUGCGUCGCCAAGGAUCUGGCUCCAAUUUGGCUCGCCAGGCAUUGAUGGCAGCGCAGGCAUUGAAUCUCAUACCGGCGGACAAAGCACGGGAGCGUAGCUAUCUGGACGGACGACUGGGCUCAUCCUCGCUGUUGGGACCAAGCGAACUGAGUCGCGUGCUCCCCCAAAAAGAGGUCACCAUAUUCGUUGGCACCUGGAACAUGAAUGGCCACAGUCCACCCAAACAAAUGAACGAUUUUGUGCUACCUUCGAAUGUGGAACAUGUGCCCGACCUGGUUGUUAUGGGCACUCAGGAGUCCACGCCGGAUCGUUUUGAAUGGGAAGUGACGCUGCAGGAGACGCUGGGUCCGUCGCACGUGCUUUUCCAUUCGACCACACUCGGCACCCUUCAUCUGGCUGUCUACAUGCGGCGUGAUCUCAUUUGGUACUGUUCGGCGCCUGAGGAUGCUUCGAUGUCGGUGCGCACGGGCUCGGCAUUUCGUACCAAGGGCGCUGUGGCCAUCUCGUUUUGCCUGUUCGGCACAUCCAUGCUAUUCGUGACUUCCCAUUUAACCGCACAUCAGCAGAAGGUGAAGGAGCGUGUGUCCGAUGUCAAGCGCAUUAUAAACGCAUUGGAUCUGCCCAAAAAUCUGCCAAACAUGCGUCACAAGAACAAGGAUGUUACGCAGAACUUCGACAAUGUGUUCUGGUGUGGCGACCUAAACUUUCGGCUGGGCGAGCCACGCGAGAAGCUACUCGAGUGGAUACAGAAUACUAAAUUUCCGUUACCCUCGCAUUUGCCACAUGGUUACAUGCACACGGAUCAGCUCUCGUCGGUGCUGGCCGAUGGCGCUGCCUUCCGUGGCUUCAUGGAGGCAAAUAUUACAUUUCCGCCAACAUAUAAGUAUGAUCCUGGAAGUCAGAAUUUUGAUACGUCUUCUAAGCAGCGUGCGCCUGCUUAUACGGAUCGCAUUCUCUACAAAUACCGUCAGGUGCAGGGAUUAGUCAUACGCCGACAGAGCACUGUGCCGGGUGUAUCUACGCCCACGCAGCCUUACGUCCAAUGCUUGCUGUACGAUUCUGUGCCGUCUAUAACUACAUCUGAUCACAAGCCAGUGUGGGCUUUGUUUCGCACACUCAUCCGUGCUGGCACCGAUGCUAUACCCCUUGCUGCUGGCCUGUUUAGUCGCGACAUUUACUUGGAGGGCAUGCGUCGUCGUCUGAAUAAUCAAUAUACGGGCGCCUCCGCUGUCUGUGCCAUUCAGUAAAAGCAACAAAGUACUUAUAUAUAUAUAUACAUAUAUAAUAUCCUAAUAUCUAAAUCUAUUCAGUGAAAAAUGCUAGUCAUGUUAACUAUACCAAAUCAGCUUAUAAGCUGUCCCAAUGCUUUACCACGGUUGUGUGUGGCCUUUAUAGCAUAGUCGUUAGUUAGUCGUUAAAUUCUGUAGUCGAAUACCGAAUACUCUACUUGAUACCAUGUUCGAAUAUAUGUAUAUUUAGUUGAUAGGCGCUGCCGUUGCCUUGAGGCCUUAAUGUAAAACGUUCCUUGCGAAAUAGGGGCGCAGUCAUAAUGGAAUCUAAUUAUAGCCCAAGCAUUAGUGUAUAGGCUAGUUGAAUCUAUUAGCUAAUAAUUUAGUGCAAAUAUAAAUGAAGUGAAAAGUUGAAUGUGAAUAAUAUUAAAUAGCAGUAAAUAUAC